AUGCUCAAAAUUGCCGAUAUCUUGUCCGAUCUUACUUCGCUCCGCGUUGGUGAUCCAACUGCUGCCAUGGAGCUGGUCCUGGCCCGGCCACCCAGCGACGUCGCAACCACGUCAAGUCAGCAGCUCAUAGCAAAGGCACAGAAUACUACCGACACAGAUGCUGAUCUCGCUCGCGCUCAAGAUCUGCUGGAUCUGCAUGCCAACGUGAAGCUCGCUCAUCGCGCGGGUCUCGACCAAUCCCUACUGGAAGCUCGUCAGCAGGUCAAGUUGGCUCUAGCAAGUGUCUGA
This is a messenger RNA of Aureobasidium subglaciale EXF-2481, 288 nucleotides long. RefSeq lists its product as uncharacterized. The record is from RefSeq and is a predicted model, not a curated record. The coding region runs from base 1 to 288 and encodes 95 amino acids. The transcript has 2 exons. Lineage: Eukaryota; Fungi; Ascomycota; Dothideomycetes; Dothideales; Saccotheciaceae.